GAGUAAUUUCACGUUACCUUUGUCAAAAUCUGUCACUUCAAAUGAGCUCAACUUACAAAAAGUAAAAUAUACAAAAUGUAAAAAAAAAGAAAAAUCUAACUAAAUACCCAAAUUAGAGAGUGGCUUCGAGUUUUCAUCAAAUUUAGUUUGUAAAAUUUGGAGAAUGGAAUGCUACGGAAGAAGAAAUCGCAGAGGCAGAGGUCGCUCUCAUCAAAAUCAACCAUCAUUUCGUGAUUACAUUCCACCGCAGGAGGCUAAACCUUGGAGCUUCCUCAGUGGGCUUUACAGCCUCGUGGUCAUGGCCAGUUUGAUUGCUGUCAUUUACAUGAUGUUGGAAUACCACUGUGAAACUUGCAAGACUCAAUAUAAUAUUGAUGAAAUUACUAAAAAUAUCGACGUCAUAGCGAAAAACUUAUCAGACAUAGUCCACAACUACUACGACUUAGAAACUAAAAUAUCAAAACUGUCGAGUGAUCUUCCCAAAGUUGAAGGACAGAUGGAAGUAUUAGAAGCUUUGGCACAUUCAUUGGACACCAAAACUUUGGAAACUAUAAAAUUGCCUAAAGUUGACAUUUUAAUUACUCAACCUAUAAAACAAGAAACAAAUAACAGUAUUAAAAGCACAGGAUACCUUCAAAGACCUAUAGAAGUUGGGACAGAUUGACUAGAUGGCAGCAAAGCAACAAGUAAAAUGGAUUACGACUUAAAUGAAGUUGAUCAUGAAUAUCAAAGAAACGUUUGUUAUGGAAAGUUUUAAAGUAACGUUUUGGAACCAAAUAAAAAUGUUUUGUUACAUAA
Molecule: messenger RNA, 798 nt
Organism: Plodia interpunctella (Indianmeal moth)
Lineage: Eukaryota; Metazoa; Arthropoda; Insecta; Lepidoptera; Pyralidae
Exons: 2
Coding region: 164-664 (166 amino acids)
Source: RefSeq, a predicted model, not a curated record